Messenger RNA from Alosa sapidissima (American shad), 565 nucleotides. RefSeq lists its product as uncharacterized. The coding region runs from base 28 to 540 and encodes 170 amino acids. The transcript has 10 exons. NCBI's taxonomy places the organism in Eukaryota, Metazoa, Chordata, Actinopteri, Clupeiformes, Clupeidae. The record is from RefSeq and is a predicted model, not a curated record.
UCUUUAGAGCCUCUUUAGUGGCUGAUUAUGCUCAGUGACACUAUGAGUCCAGCCUGGUCACUCAGUGCUUUGCUUCUCGGUUGUGUUUUUGGAUUUCCAAUCAGCUUCAACAGUACACAGAGUGAUACAAGAAGUAAGAAUCAAUCAUAUGAAAUGAACACAAAUGGAACCAACUCAACACCACCUGAUAUAGGCCCAACUUUUAACGACACCUUCAUGGAUCCGCCAUUUAUCGAGCCACUUAUACUACUCAACAGCUUCAACAGUACACAGAGUGAUACAAGAAGUAAGAAUCAAUCAUAUGAAAUGAACACAAAUGGAACCAACUCAACACCACCUGAUAUAGGCCCAACUUUUAACGACACCUUCAUGGAUCCGCCAUUUAUCGAGCCACUUAUACUACUCAACAGUGUUUACGAACGUGGUCAUGGAUGCCUUCUACCCACAUGUGCAUUAAGUAAUCUGGGAAAUUCUCUGAACACAGGAGAUGAAGAAGCUGGCAGCUCAACUUCAGAUCCCCAUGGAAUUGGAAAAAAGUGAAUUAAAAAAAAAAAACCCUGUGUUU